CAAGCAAGAAAUAUUUUCUACUGGGGAUUGGCUCGCAAGAGUGUCGCAUUAAAAAAAAAAAAAAAUCUCUACCUAAUCUAUAUUUUGAGAAUUGUUGGUUUCGUUCUCCUUUUUUAUUUCUUUAAUUUUUUUUUUCUUUUUUAACUUUUACCACCUUAAAAAAAAAUGCACUGCUGUGUGCUGAGCGCUUUUCUGAUCCUGCAUCUGGUCACCGUUGCGCUUAGCCUGUCUACCUGCAGCACGUUGGAUAUGGACCAGUUCAUGCGCAAGAGAAUCGAGGCAAUCCGCGGGCAGAUCCUGAGCAAGCUGAAGCUCACCAGUCCCCCAGAAGACUACCCAGAGCCCGACCAAGUGCCCCCGGAGGUGAUUUCCAUCUACAACAGCACCAGGGACUUGCUCCAGGAGAAAGCAAGCCGGCGAGCUGCCGCCUGCGAGCGCGAGAGGAGCGACGAGGAGUACUAUGCCAAGGAAGUUUACAAAAUCGACAUGCCGCCCUUCUUCCCCUCGGAAAAUGCCAUCCCGCCCACUUUCUACAGACCCUACUUCAGAAUUGUGCGAUUUGAUGUCUCAGCAAUGGAGAAGAAUGCUUCCAAUUUGGUGAAAGCAGAGUUCAGAGUCUUCCGUUUGCAGAACCCAAAAGCCAGAGUGCCUGAACAACGGAUAGAACUGUAUCAGAUUCUAAAAUCCAAAGAUCUAACAUCCCCAACCCAACGCUACAUCGACAGCAAAGUUGUGAAGACACGAGCUGAAGGCGAAUGGCUCUCCUUUGAUGUCACUGACGCUGUUCAUGAAUGGCUUCACCAUAAAGACAGAAACUUGGGAUUUAAAAUAAGUUUGCACUGUCCUUGCUGUACCUUUGUACCAUCCAACAAUUACAUCAUCCCAAAUAAAAGUGAAGAACUCGAAGCAAGAUUUGCAGGUAUUGAUGGCACCUCCACAUAUACCAGUGGUGAUCAGAAAACUAUAAAGUCCACUAGGAAAAAAAACAGUGGGAAGACCCCACAUCUCCUGCUAAUGUUAUUGCCCUCCUACAGACUUGAGUCACAACAGUCCAACCGGCGGAAGAAGCGUGCCCUGGAUGCCGCCUAUUGCUUUAGAAAUGUGCAGGAUAAUUGCUGCCUACGUCCACUUUACAUUGAUUUCAAGAGAGAUCUUGGGUGGAAAUGGAUACAUGAACCUAAAGGGUACAAUGCUAACUUCUGUGCUGGCGCGUGCCCGUAUUUGUGGAGUUCAGACACUCAACACAGUAGGGUCCUCAGCUUAUAUAAUACUAUAAAUCCAGAAGCAUCUGCUUCUCCUUGCUGUGUGUCCCAGGAUUUAGAACCGCUAACCAUCCUCUACUACAUUGGCAAAACACCCAAGAUUGAACAGCUUUCUAAUAUGAUCGUGAAGUCUUGCAAAUGCAGCUAAAAUCCUUGAAGAGUGUCGGGGCGCUGAUCACAGUGAUGAUGAUGAUGGUGACGACAAUGACGAUGUUGUAACAAGAAAACAUAAGAGAGCCUUGGUUCAUCAGUGUUAAAAAAAUAAAUGGAAAACGCGGUACUAGUUCAAACACUUUGAAAGUUUGUGUUUUGUUGGUUAAAACUGGCAUCAGCAACAACAAAGUUGAAGACCUGAUUCUACAUUUCAUCUACUCUGUAAGUGAGAUAGACAAGAAGCAAAAUCUUUU
Messenger RNA from Chrysochloris asiatica (Cape golden mole), 1669 nucleotides. RefSeq names its product transforming growth factor, beta 2 (gene TGFB2). Gene Ontology annotation, molecular function: type II transforming growth factor beta receptor binding; cytokine activity; type III transforming growth factor beta receptor binding. Bases 166 to 1410 code for a protein of 414 amino acids. The transcript is spliced from 7 exons. The record is from RefSeq and is a predicted model, not a curated record. Gene Ontology annotation, cellular component: extracellular region. Gene Ontology annotation, biological process: BMP signaling pathway; transforming growth factor beta receptor signaling pathway; SMAD protein signal transduction. Lineage: Eukaryota; Metazoa; Chordata; Mammalia; Afrosoricida; Chrysochloridae.